CCGCCACCGCCGCCACCACCAGGAUGCCUGUCAUUUUGUUGGCAGAAAAGGCGUGGCCUGGCAACCUGACCAUCGUUCCUAUCGCGCACAUCAACGUUGCCGCCAACCACAGCCACCACUCCAUCAAGGGGAGAGUGGUGCACAAAGGACAGCUGCUGGCGUCAUCGAGACACAACUUCUUCCUGAAGAUCAUCAUUGAAGACAACUCGGAGCCUCGGGAGGUGUCGGCCAUCGGCGUGGUCCUGCUGGACAAGUUGGCCAGCGACUUCUGCCCGGCUGUCAAUCAAGGGGACGAGGUGACGCUCUCGGGCUUCACCGUGGGCGAUCGUCCCACGGUGGAGAUGGGCAGGCAGCAUCCCUGCGUCCUGGAGAUGUUGGGAGAUGGAGCCUUUGUUCACGUGUCUUGCUCCCCGCCCACUGACCUCUCGGGUCCACAACAAGCCCAGAAGAACCAAGGUCCAGCGACUUCCUCGGCAUCUCGCGUCCCGCCCGCUGACCUCCUGGCUCCACGACAAGCCCAGAAGAACAAAGGUCCAGCGACUCCCUCGGUUUCCAGCAAGCCAAAGCGCGCGUACGUCAAGCUCGGGGACCUGAAACCCGGAGAUGUGGUCAGCGUGUACGGCGUGGUGGUCUUCUUCAAACGGCCAUUCAAGAGCCGCGGAACAGAUUACUGUUCCAGCCUGAAGAUCACUGAUCAAUCUCAGAAAUUGAUCAGCUGCACCAUUUUCUGCCCCACACUGGAGUCGCACCCGCAAAUCUUCCAGAAUGGCGACAUUGUGCGCUUGCACAAAGUCAAGACUAAGCUCUACAAGGGUUCCCUCGCCCUGAUCAGCAGCUUCGGCUUUUCCGCCAUGACCUUCAGCGGAAAGGAGGGCGACGACUUUGAGCCUCAGACCUCCAGCCGGACCUCCAGCCGGACCUCCUCCUUCACCGAGGACGACUACGAAAACGUGAAGGCGCUGCGGUCCUGGGCGGCCGACCAGGACCUGCUGCACCCGGACCCUGGCGUGCCGCUUUCGGGCGUCCAGCCCGAAAUGUACUUCAACCUCACCUGCCAGCUGCUCGCCAAAGCGCCUGUGGACUCCACCUGCACCCUGCUCAGGGUGUGGGACGGCAGCCGGUGUCCUCACGCUCUGCUGCAAGUGACGGUGGACCCGCACGAGACGGAGGGCCCCGCCUUUUUCUCCGAGGAGCAAGAGAUGCUUAUCGCCAACGUGCUGGUGUACGACAACCACGUGGAGUGCGCCCGCCGCCUCAAGCCCGGGGACUUCCUGAGGAUCUUCAACCUGCGAGCCGUCCCGGGUUCCGUCAAAGUUCCUAAGCAGAGCGGCGGGCAAGUGGAGGAGGUCAACCUUCUGGCCUUCCACCUUCACGGCGGCACGGCGUACGGCAGGGGCCUCUGCGCUCUGCCCGACAACAAUCCCGACGUCCUAAAGCUCAAGAGGGCAAUGGAGCUUUUCCAUGCCGCCAACCAAGUCAACGACUCUGCCAUGAUGGAAGUGGAUGAUGCGCCUCCGCACUCUGCAGCGGGCGGAGCUUCCAUGGAGUUUGGCACAGUGAGAAGGUGCGCUCACGAGGUGGCGCCCAUCACGCUGGGCGAGCUGCUGCGUCACGAGCCGGGCGGCUUUCAUCACGUCCGAGCCCAGCUGGCCUCCUACGAGCCCCAGAGGCUGCAUCGGGCGCUCAAACUUUACUGCAGCAAGUGCAACGCCAUGGAGGAGGUUCCCAACGACUUGCACGUGCAGAGCGUUUUAUCCGGGGAGUCGGGCCAGCCCAGUGGGCCUUACGUGAGGCCGUUCUGGUGCUUCGCGGGCAGCGUGUGCCCACGCGCUCCCGCCGCCGCCGCUGACGACGAGCCCGGCGACACGUCCAAGCGCGUGGUCAGAUUUUACCAAUCGGCGCUUCUCGUGUUGGAGCGCAGGACCAAGGAGUUAAUUUUGUUCGCAGGUUACAUGCUACACGAACUACGCCGUAUGGCACGCAGGUACCUGAAUGUGGUUCCUGUCAGUUGGGCACCAAAUGGUCACCUGGCGCUGAUGGACCUGAGCGCGCCGUUCCUCUUGUGCGGAAGGAAGAGCUUCUACGGGUGUAAGCGGUGUUCUAAGGAACCCGCCAUCAUGGACCCCACACUCCAAGGAAGCAAAGUCAUAAAUGAGAAGGACAUCGCCAAAGCAUUCGGCAUUCAACUUCUGAAGUUGGUCCUGGUGCUGAAGUUCCGCCUGCAAGACGGCGACGACACGCUGGACGCCUUCCUGUGGAGGGACGCGGAGACCUUCUUCAAUGUGUCGGUGGAAGACGCAGCGACCAACCAGCGGGCUCAGGGUCAAAUCCGACAAACGCUGGACUCGCUUUGUCCCCCAGAGGGCGCUACAGGUGAACGACCGUGGCUUGACUUGUGCGUGGCGUCAUACAGCGAUAGCGACGCGGACGCGGACGGAAAGGCAGAAACCUUCUACCAGGUCUGCCACACGAGCGCACGAACAUCUUCAACGUUGACGUAGGAAAAGUCAUUUUUGCUGGAUUAUUCCAAAAGGCUCGUGUUUCUUUUCUCAUGUUGCUUCUCUUCAAAUGAAUGCAGGCGGGCCUGAGGCAGGCCCAAGUUCAAGUUAUGUUUGCUUUCUGUUGAGUCAGGUGCAAGGUUUGAUGUCUCAUUGGGAGUGAAAAGUCAGCAAAAUGUGGAAAAACGUACGAGGAGACAUAUUGGGACUCGUAUAGAAGCAGUGAAAAAUAGAAGUGAUUUAUUGUUGUCUUAUUUCUUGACGAAGCGAUAUGCUGCUGCCUGUUCAGUCAAUAAAGUCUUUGGUGGCCACUUUAA
This is a messenger RNA of Syngnathus typhle (broad-nosed pipefish), 2815 nucleotides long. RefSeq names its product protection of telomeres 1 homolog (gene pot1). Gene Ontology annotation, biological process: regulation of telomere maintenance via telomerase; telomere capping. Gene Ontology annotation, molecular function: G-rich strand telomeric DNA binding; telomerase inhibitor activity. The coding region runs from base 24 to 2501 and encodes 825 amino acids. The transcript is spliced from 19 exons. Lineage: Eukaryota; Metazoa; Chordata; Actinopteri; Syngnathiformes; Syngnathidae. Gene Ontology annotation, cellular component: nuclear telomere cap complex; chromosome, telomeric region. The record is from RefSeq and is a predicted model, not a curated record.